AAAUACUUGCAGCCGAAUAGAACAUUGCUCAAAACACUUAUAACUAAUCAACUAUGCAGCUCUUCGAGAAGUUUCUGACACAGACCGAUGUGGAGAGAAGAUUGGCAGUUCCUACAGGCACAUUCCGAGACCAUUUCGAGCUUCCUAGAGACAGCCAUUAUGUGGAUUUGUUGGUGAAGGACUCAACUGGGAAAACAUGGACAUUCCGUUGCUCCAGUAGGCAGACAGGCAAUCACCCUAAGCCAGUUUUCUCGGCAGGAUGGCUUGAAUUUGUACGAAUUAAAGGUCUCCAAAUUAAUGAUCAAGUUGUUUUCCAUAAGCAGAGAGAUGAAGCAAGUGAAGCAGAGUUUAAAAUUGAAGUAAAGAGACGCAUCACUAGCCUCAUGGGUAAGGAAAUCUGGGUGGACGUCGAGCAAGUAGGCUACUAUCGUAGUGGUAAUUAGCUAGUUAGGUAAGAAUAUGUGUACUAUAUGCUGCACUUUAAGUAUUAAUUAAUUAAUUAGUAUGAUGUGGCGUUAAUUUGAGGCAGCAGAGAGAGGGAUUAACUGGUUUUCCUUUUAUGGGAUGCCUUUGCUCUAUUCCUAUAAUGUACCUAUAAAUGGUGGGUGUACCA
Messenger RNA from Rubroshorea leprosula, 613 nucleotides. Lineage: Eukaryota; Viridiplantae; Streptophyta; Magnoliopsida; Malvales; Dipterocarpaceae. The record is from the annotation of a GenBank genome assembly.